Rotaria socialis is the source of this 2334-nucleotide messenger RNA. NCBI's taxonomy places the organism in Eukaryota, Metazoa, Rotifera, Eurotatoria, Philodinida, Philodinidae. The record is from the annotation of a GenBank genome assembly.
AUGGCAACUGUCGGUGGUAGUGAUGACAAUGAAUGGCAAAAAUUGCCACCCGAUCAAAAAGUUCAGCAUAAAGCAUGGAAGGCUCGUAUGACUGGUUAUGAAGAAUGUAUUAAACUUUUUCGUGCACAACCUUCUGAUCAAAGUCCUGAAUUUAAUAAAUAUGUUAAUCUUAUGAAAAAGUUUGUCAUUGAUUCAAAUGAAAAUGCGCGUGAGAAAGCACUCGAUGCUGUAUUUGCUUUUGUUGAAGAAGCAAAUGUAGCCGGAAAAGUUGUUAACGAUGUUGCAUCUGGUUUAAUAGCGAAAUGUUUAAAUUCACGUUCAAAAAUGAGAGAACGUGGAUUUGAAAUUUUAUUAAUGUACAUUGAAAUAGAAAAACAAAUUGAAAUUGAAGAUGAACUUGUUAAAGGUCUUGAAAAUAAACAGCCAAAAAUUGUUCAAGCGUGCCUUGAAAUACUUCGAAAAGGCUUAUCUGUAUUUGGGUCAAAGAUCCUUCCAAUAAAACCAUUUCUUAAACAAGUUAUUCCUUUGCUCGACGAUAGAGAUAAAACUGUACGAGACGAAUCAAAAUUAUUACUUGUUGAGGUUUACAAAUGGAUUGGAAAGCAAACACUAACACCAAUGAUACAAAAUGUUAAACCUAUUCAAAUGCAAGAAUUACAAACUGAAUUCGAAAAGUUAGAUUUAAAUGGUGCUGAUAAACCUCGACAAACACGUUUUCUUCGCUCACAACAAGAUCUUAAAGAAAGAAUAGAAGGCACAGCUGCAGCUUCAUCAAUAGUUGUUGAUGAUACUAAUAUUGAAAUGCAAGAAGAUUUAGAUCCAUUUGAAAUGAUCGAACCAGUCAACAUUCUUGAACGAUUAUCGAAAGAUUUUUUUGAGAAACUUGAGUCUAAACAAUGGAAAGAUCGAAAAGAAGUUCUAGAUGAUCUAUUGACAUUACUGACUCAAAACCCUAAACCAAAACCAGAUAGUGAUUAUUCCGAACUAGUUAAAGUAUUAAAAAAGAUCAUUACUAAAGAUAGUAAUAUAACUGUUGUUCUUGUUGCUGGAAAAUGUUUAACAGCAUUAGCGAAAGGUUUAAGAAAAGCAUUUAAAAACUAUGCACUUGGCACUAUUGAUGUUUGUCUUGAUCGAUGUCGAGAGAAAAAAACGAAUAUCCUUGAAGUCUUCCGUGAAGCAUGUGAAGCUGCUUAUCCCGCAACUAAUCUUGAACAAUUGUCUGAAAUAGCUGUAGUUUUACUCGCUCAUAAAACACCUAUUGUUCGCCAGAGUACACAUCAAUUUUUUACCAAAUGUUUUUCUAUGGCAACGCAAGCAACAUUAUCAAAGAAAAUAUUAAAAAUAUAUUUAGUAUCAUUAAUAAAAAAUACAGGAGAAGCUGAUCAAUCUGUACGCGAGAGCGCAUUUGAAUGUCUUGGUAUGUUAUGGAAAUGUCUUGGUGAAAAACAUAUUCUUCCCAAUUUAGCUGAUAUGGAUGAAUUAAAAUUAAAUAAAAUUAAAGAAUAUGCCGAAAAAUCAGUUCUAUUAAAUCUUCGAGGUGAACCCCGUUCGACUGCUCCUGUAAGUAUGAUCAAUGGGGCUAGUAGUUCACCUGUCAGCCCAAUAAUAAUAAUAAAACAGAAACCGACAAACAUACAAGUAACUGUUGAUAAACACGAUGAAGAACCAACACAAUCAAAACCAUCUGUCGUAAUCAAGAAAAAGCCGAUAGUAGUAAUAGCUAAACCUCCUACUCCUCCUCCUCCUGCUUCGCCGACAAAAAACGAAUUAUUAGAAGAUAAGAAAAAAGAAGCACGGCCACCCAAAACCGCUGCAUCAAUAACGACUACAGCACCUCGUGUUGCUUCAUCACGAAGUAAACCAACAGUUGCAAAUACAUCUACAUCAAAUAUAAAAUUAACUCUUCCAAAAGCUCGACCAGCUACUGCUCCACCAACAAAAUCAACACUAUCGCCACCAACAAUAACAACAACGAAUACACAACGUUUAGUACCCAUUGUUCAAACUUCAACAACAAAAAUUCGAGCUAAACCUCCAGUAUCAACAAAUCGACGUUCAUCAUUUGGUUCAACACUUUCAUCAUCAACAUCAAAUCUACAACGUCAAUCAACAUCAACGAACGGUUCAACAUCAUCAUUAAGUAGUACAAAUACACAAACAUCAAUACCAUGUACGCGCCCAGAAACACCAACAUCAUCGACAACAAUGAAAAUACUUCGAUCAGUUUCAAAUGAUGUUAUAUCAUCACCAAAUCCAUCAACUAAUAAUGGAAAAAGUCGUAUACCUAUACGAGCAAUACCUAUAAGUAGUAUUGUCAAGAAAUCAUUAACUUAA